Messenger RNA from Akanthomyces muscarius, 2415 nucleotides. RefSeq lists its product as uncharacterized. Gene Ontology annotation, molecular function: protein serine/threonine kinase activity; ATP binding. NCBI's taxonomy places the organism in Eukaryota, Fungi, Ascomycota, Sordariomycetes, Hypocreales, Cordycipitaceae. The record is from RefSeq and is a predicted model, not a curated record. The coding region runs from base 1 to 2415 and encodes 804 amino acids. The transcript has 3 exons. Gene Ontology annotation, biological process: intracellular signal transduction; protein phosphorylation.
AUGCUAUUUACGCCCUUCAUCAUGACUGACGCCAAAUCGGAAGCUGCACAAGCCGCUGCAGCAGACAGCAGCAGCAGUGCACAGAACCCCUCCACCGGCGCCGCCGACGACGCACAGCCGCAGCAGCCUCCCGCCGCCGCCCAAGAUGCCGCCGAUAAAUCUGCCCAUGCGACCGGAACCUCGACGCCCGCCGUGCGAUUCUCAUCGGCCGUCCAGGAGUUCUCGCCGACCGCAGAAGCGCCAGGCGCGAACGAGUCUCCGGCUGCUGCUCCCGACGCCCCCGCCUCCGAGUCGCAAGAGGUCACCCCCGAGCAGCUCAGGGCCUUUACCAAGUCGCUUCACGGCCCGCUGCUGCAGGAGCGUCGCAUGAACACGUAUCAAUUCGAAGCAUUUUCGCUUCCGCCUUCUCGUGUGCCCUCUCGAGAUGAAGAUUCUCCCGACUCAACGCGCCUUCAUACCCCCAGCUCCUCUGGCUACCAUUCUCCCCAUGGCAGCCCCCGCAUCUCAGCCCUGGCUUCGCCGCCUCUCACGCCCUCGGGCUCGGCGGGCGAGCGACGAGCCAGAGAUAAGCGUCCCGUCGGUGCAACCGGCAGUGACUCAAAUAUAAUCACGCCGCUGCCGUCCUCGUCUCAAGAGGUUCUCUCGCAAGAGCGCAAGCCAUUGGUCCACCGCCCUGUCUCCGAUCAUGUAUCUCUGCGCCGCUCCUCCUCUGUCGAGGAGCGCCUUGGCGAUCCCCGCAGCCACCGCAAGGGCAUGUUCAGCACUGGUGGCGGCUCCGUUCCCGUGUCUCGCGAGUCCAGUCCUUCUCGCACCUCUGCCUCGCACUUUUACUCCAAGCCCGCGACCCCAAUUGGUGAUCUCAACGACCCCUACGCCAAGAACCGCCGUCCCCCUCUGCAGUCUCACCCCAGCCGCACCUCCAUUGACCCGCGAUUUGUCUUUUCUAAGAAGAAGAAGCACGGCUCUCCCGGUGGCUCUCGAUCUAGCUUGGCUGGCUCCGGCGCUUUUGCUGCCACCAAGGAUGACUCUAGCGAUGGAGGCUCGACUCAUGGACAUGGCCAUCACCACUCCCACAGCUCCAUGUCCGAUUUGAAACGCUUCUUCCGUAAAUCGGGACAUCACAAGAAGCGCGAAUCGUCGCCUGCGCCAGCCAAGCCCAAGGCUCAGACACCUCCCAGCAGCUCCCGCAGCUCCCAGCUUGUUCCCUUCGCCGAUGAUCAUGGGCUAUCCUCGAAAUACGGAAAACUGGGCAAGGUGCUUGGAGCUGGCGCUGGCGGCUCUGUCCGUCUCAUGCGCCGCAAGGAGGAUGGUACCGUCUUUGCUGUCAAGGAGUUCCGCGCCCGUCACACCUACGAGUCCGAAAAGGAAUACGCGAAAAAGGUGACGGCCGAGUUUUGCGUUGGUUCUACCCUCCACCACGGCAACAUUAUCGAGACGCUUGAUAUUCUCCAAGAAAAGGGUCGCUGGUUCGAAGUCAUGGAGUACGGACCGUACGACCUGUUUGCUAUUGUCAUGACUGGCAGAAUGUCACGCGAGGAAGUCAGUUGCUGCUUCUUGCAGAUUCUCAACGGCGUGACAUACUUGCACAGCUUGGGUUUGGCCCAUCGCGAUCUGAAGCUCGACAAUGUUGUCGUCAGUGAAAAGGGUAUCAUGAAGAUUAUCGAUUUUGGCAGUGCCCACGUAUUCAAAUAUCCAUUUGAGACGGAAACUGUUUUAGCCAAGGGCAUUGUUGGAUCCGACCCAUAUCUCGCCCCCGAAGUAUACGACCAGAAGGAGUACGACGCGGCUGCGGUGGACAUUUGGUCGCUGGCGAUCAUUUAUUGCUGCAUGAGCCUGCGUCGAUUCCCAUGGAAACUGCCGCGCAUGACGGACAAUUCUUUCAAGCUUUUCGCCUCUGAGCCGACCCCUGGCCACGAUCCCAAGAAGCUUAUUGUUGCCUCGCCGUCUACCUCAUCCGCCAACCUCUCUGCUCUGUCUACUCGUGAGGCCGAGCAGCGCCACAAAAGCCAGCAUGAGAAGAAGCAGGAUGGCUCUACCAACUCGAGUGCGACGACCGGAGACUCGAAAUCGGCCGAACUCAAGCACGAGGACAAGCACAAUGAGAGGCCAGAAAACCACGAAGAAAAGCAGGAGCACAAGCAGGAGACGAAACACGAGACAAAGCCCCAUGAUGGCGAGAAGAAGGAGAUUAUCAGAGGACCUUGGCGCAUUCUGCGUCUUUUGCCCCGAUACAGCCGCCACAUCAUCUACCGCAUGCUUGAACUCGACCCCAAGAAGCGCGCCAAGAUGGAGGAAAUCUUGGAGGACUUUUGGGUCGGCGACACUGUUAUUUGCCAGCAGCUAGAAAAUGGUGAGGUGCUCGCGGCCGACGACCACACGCACGUGCUUGAGCCGCCCAACAACCCCGGCUCCUAG